This is a messenger RNA of Bemisia tabaci, 1129 nucleotides long. Its product is annotated as protein D1. The record is from RefSeq and is a predicted model, not a curated record. NCBI's taxonomy places the organism in Eukaryota, Metazoa, Arthropoda, Insecta, Hemiptera, Aleyrodidae.
AGCAGAAAGGAAGCAACCCACAUUUUGGAAAAAAUUGAGUUAUGAGUGGUUUUGAGCUCAACCAAUGCUCUACUAUCCAUCGCUAAAAAUUCAAAGUUUUUGUUGGAGCAAAUUUUGCAGAAAUUGAACUUGAGGUUUAUCUUUUACAUUGAGUCUUAUGCAGGAGCCAAACUUAAAACCUCUUUUUCUCGGUCCGAUCCCGAUGUGCCUUGGUUCCUUUCUGUUUAACUCCGUGCAAUUGAUUUAGGGGGGAAAAUUGUAAGCCUUAGACUAUUUUACACUAAGAAUUCCUCAGGGAAUAAUUUAAAAUCUUCAUUGAAAUAUGCUAGAUUUUGAAAUAAAUUUUUGAUACCUCAAGAUGACAAUCGAUCUCAGAGAUGAAGAAUGCACUCAACGAUCACUGAAUUGGAUUUGCCAUGUCUCUUCAAUCAUGCUAGGAUUUUCUGUAAUUUUUUCGGAGGGUUUCUAUUUUGUCACAGAUCAACAAUAUGAAGAAGAAUUGAAAUUAGGUAACAUUAUUCCAGAUGUUGUCGACAAAAUACCAGAGGACGUUCUCCAAGUUGAAUAUUACAAUGGAAUAGAACCAAAUCUGGGCCAUAUUUUAACCGCUCAUGAGGUAUACAUACCUCCUGUGUCUGUAAGGUGGAGAUUGGUUGAUAGGAAAAAAUUGCACACUAUCAUACUCAUGGAUCUAGACGCACCAAUUACAGAAAAACCAACAGAUCGGUCUUACGUGCAUUGGAUGUUGACGAAUGUGAAAGGAGAACAAUUUAGAAAACCAAAACGCAAUGUAAAGGCUGCUUACCAGCCAGUGAUAGUCCCAGAGGAGGACAAAGGAAAACAUCGGUUGGUGUUCCUUUGUUACAUCCAGAAAGAAAACAUCACCAUCGAGGAAAAAUUCGACGAUAAAGAUGGAAAUCCAGAUAAGGCAGCUAGAUCAAAAUUUUCGCACAGUAAAUUUGCAGAGAAAUACAAUUUCGACCGUCUGACCGCUCUCAACUGGUUUUACGUGGAGCAUUACCCAAAUUUUACUUACACAACUAUCCACCCAGAGGCACUUAAAAUUUAAUUGAGGAAAAUAAUCGUUAAACUCUUGAAAUAAAUUGAGACUUUGACAUUAAAAAUUGAA